CUUCGCUCUCUCUUCGCUUUUCCGAACCCUUUCCAUUUUUUCCACCCACACAGCGGCGGCGAGGGUUUCCGAUGGAGAAUGGAGACGAGACGUUCGCUUCCCCCACCGCCGGCGGCGGCGGCGGCGAGUUCGAGCAGCCGCUGACCAACGGCGGGGGAGGAGGAGGGGGCGGAGGGGUGUACCCCGCCGCCAAGGCCUACGACGCGGGCGAGUUGGACGCGCUCCGCGAGGCGAAGCGCGACCUGGAGGACAAGCUCGCCGCCGUGGAGCACGAGAACCGGUUCCUCGGCGCGGAGGCGUACCGCCUCGAGGGGAUCGUGUCGCAGGCCAGGGAGGACAUCGCCACCGCCGAGCACGCCAUCGCCGCCUCCGAGGGGGAGGCCGCCUUGCUCCGCGACGAGGUCAAGCGCGUGAAGGAGCUCCUCGCCGCCGAGAAGUCCAACCACGAGGCCGAGCGGCGCAGGGCCGCGGACCUCGACGCCGAGCUGAAGGGCGUGCAGAAGGAGGUGGCGGCCCUCGAGGAGGAGAUCAAGGCCCUGAAGGCAUCCGCCGCCGCCGCCGAUGCAGAGGAUGAGGAUGAGGCUGCUGCUCCCGCGACGCCAUCUAAGGAAGCGGAGGUAGGUUAUCACGGGCUGAUGGCAGCUGCCGCCGCUGGAGCCGCCGCCACGGCCGUCGUUGCGGUGGUCAUCCUUCACCUGAAGAGGUAAUCUGGUGCUGUGACGCGUAAGAAGUUUUGGUCUGCUGCUAUGGCUUACAUGAGAUUGGAUUACCCCCUUUUGCCGUGGUGCUGGUAUUACUGGAGGUAAUAUUACUUUAGCAUUCCACUCGCUAGCAUUUAGAGUCCUAGAGAGGUGGAGACUUAUCGUGAGUCCGUUUCGGUUCUGCAUCCUCACAUGGUAAUAAGAAUGUCAAGACAAUUCUGAGUGAGACGCAUGUGGUUGUGUUAUGUUAUGUUAUUUUGGUGCUGUACUGAUUUUUAAUUCUGUCCCAUGGAUUCUUGCAUUGCUCUGCUGUUUGUGUGUGAAAUUACUACGAUUGCAGAAUUAAUGACCUACAUCAAGUUCAGAGUA
Molecule: messenger RNA, 1070 nt
Organism: Oryza sativa Japonica Group (Japanese rice)
Lineage: Eukaryota; Viridiplantae; Streptophyta; Magnoliopsida; Poales; Poaceae
Source: RefSeq, a predicted model, not a curated record